CUGAAGCGCAAAACCGUCACGGUCUACGUACGUUUGCAAACACGAGGAGGCACGACGUUUUGUAAAUACUCAUACGUUAUUCGUAACAAAUCUAGCCAUCCCUUUUCACGUUGUGUGUUGACCAGAGGAGCCUGGGUAGAGUGUGGUCUAAGGAAUGGAAAUCUGCAGUAUCAAUAGCAAGCCUAAUCGAUAAUCGACUUCUCGUUGACAAGUGGGAUGUGAACCUGUGCCAAUUACUUUCAGUGGGUGUAUUUAUGACGAGAAACAACAUUUGCGGCAAGAUACGGGUAAAUAGUUGAAAACGAUUAUACGAAGGAAGAGUGGUGUAAUUUUCACUAACUAUAUUCGCAGUUAAACGGUAAAACGACGCGAUAGUUACAGCGUAAUUUUCCAAUUAUUCGAUCAUCUUCCAAUCUCGUUAUUGGAACCGCCAGUACAGGAUACGAGGCCUCUUAGCUACUGACGAAGACUGUGGUGUUAUUUACUGCGGGACAAUCGACUUCAGCGCAGGAGGGAACCGCUCAAUAAUUCCUGCCGUCGGAUUUGAAUUAUUUCCUUAUCCUAUGAUAAACAGGCGUGAAGCGUUGCUACAUUACGCGUACGGCUUACUGCACGUACAAGACGGGUGCGGGUAUUUGUUCGGAUAGUCGGGUAUUUGAACAGAUAUACUGCUUGUCCCCUCUGAUAAAGUGGACCUGUCCGUCAUCCAUCAGUAGAGGAAUUCGCCUGGUGUUUCCAUGGUGCUGUUGGUUCUAUGACAGAUCUAUUGUCACAUGUGACCAAAUCAGAAAGGCUGAAGAAAAGUGGUAGGAUUAGUUAAUUGCUUGCUGAUGAAGAGGAAUAAUCCUUGUGUGACAGAAAGGGAGUAAUUCGUUGAAAUCCAAAACUGUUUGAAAUUCCAAUCCCUUCUUUCCGGAGUGGAACGGUACUCGUUGAAUCCCCAAAGGGAUUUGGUUGUCGAUUUGUUUGGUGAAGACCGUUGAGUUUAUCCUAACGACUUCUUUCAAGUCUUGGACGACUUGAAGCAAUGUCAACGUCUCUGUGGAAAGUGUGUGUGUAGAUGUUGACGAUGAUCAGUGAUGAGGGGGCCAGCGUUUGAUGUCAGGAAUCCACCAUGAACAACCAUGAUUACAAAAUUAGGGAGGCAGACCCUAAAACGGACAAUGCCGGACGAACCAGCGCCACUUCCAGUGGGAUCGGAAGUGGGACUUCGAGCAAGGGGUCAGAGUCGGGGUCCGACACGGCGUCCCUCAGUUCAGGGGGGGUCUACCAACAGACGACUUCCGGUAGUUCUGAUCGUCUGCUCGGGUUGUGUAACAGAGGCGAAUGGAUGAUACUGGAACAGUCGUUAAGAAAUAUGGACAAGGCCAACCCACAGCUGUUGGCUACGGAUGAGGAAACCGGUGUCACCCCUCUUAUGGUUGCUGUACGAGAGAACAAGCUUGUAAUUGCUGAACGUCUCCUUGACCUAGGAGUCAACGUCAACGCUAAGGCCAAGGAUGGUCGCACGGCGCUUCACUACGCUGCCUCUUACGCCAAGGACGACAUCAUCAAACUGCUGCUCAACCGGAAGUCCGACCCAAGCAUGCCGGGAGGGCCGACUGACCAACUGCCCAUCCACAUGGCGUGUGCGCGGUCAUCCGGGGCGGUCCACGCGGUCCAGCUUCUCCUCAGGGCGUCCGGUAAAGAUGGUCGUCUUUCCCAGGACAAGGAUGGGUCCAUCCCCUUGUUUCUGGCGGCCGAGGUGGGGAACGUUGCAGUGUGUCGGGAGUUGCUGUUACUGUCCACGGAACAACAGGUUCUUCACAAAAGAAAGGACAGUGGAGAUGCGGCCAUCCACAUCGCAGCACGACGCCGGGACAUUGACCUGGUCAAACUCCUCCUGGACAGCAAAACUCCCGUCGAAUAUCAAAACACUGAAGGUCACACGGCACUCCACCUAGCGGCCUGGGAAGGAGACGAGCCAUUGGUGAAGUUCCUCUACAACAUGAAGGCCAAUCCAAACACGCCCGACAACUUCGACAGGACCCCGCUUCACAUCGCGGCUGAGAGGGGCAACUCGCACAUCGUGGAGCUCCUGGUGGACAAGUUCAAGUCCUCUGUGUCCGCGAGGACAAAGGACGGCAGUACUCUGAUGCACAUCGCCUCACAGUUCGGACACCCAGACACAGCCCUUGCCUUCCUCAAGAAGGGCGUGCCUCUACAGAUGCCAAACAAGUCGGGCGCCAUCUGCCUCCACGCGGCGGCCAUGAAGGGACACACAGCCGUGGUGAAGGCCUUGCUGCAGAAAGGCGCGCCGGUUGACACCAAAACCAAGGACGGAUCCACGGCUCUCCACGUGGCGGUGGAACACUGCAAGCCACAGGUGGUCCAGACGUUGCUAGGAUACGGUGCGCAGGUGGAGCUGAAGGGAGGAGAGGUGUUCGAGACCCCCCUGCACAUCGCGGCCAGGACGGUGGAGGGGGAGAAGUGUGGCGAGAUGCUGCUCAGGUCGGGGGCCAAUGUCAACGCCACAAGAGAGAACGGUGAGACCGCCCUCCACAUAGCUGCACGAUACGGCCACAUCAAGAUGGUGACGUCACUCCUGGAUGAGGGCUCAGACCCGCUACAACACUCCAAGGCGGGGGAAACUGCCCUCCAUGUGGCGGUGCGCUACUGUCACCUGUCCGUGGCGGCCGAGAUCCUCCGUUUCGUCUGUCAGGAGAAGUCCCGGAUUGACGCCGUCAUGAUGGUCAACCAGCAAAACUUUGAGGGGGAGACGCCGGUACACUACGCUGCCGAGUUGACGAAGAACAUGGCGCACGACGAGUUCGAGGACUCCGACAUGAUGAAGCUGAUGCUGGAGUUUGAUGGCGACACCAAUCUGCAGACCAAACUGACCCACGAGACCGGACUUCACUACUGUGCCCGCGCCGGAAAUGAGGACGUCAUGCUAGAGAUCGUGAAACACAUCGAAGCCAGCAGUUUGCAGGUCGCCGUCAACAAACAAGCCAAGAACUCCAUGUCUCCGCUGUUGGUAGCCAGUGAGCAGGGUCACCUGGAAAUAGUCAAGAUCCUGUUGAAGAACCACGCCAGGGUGGACGUGUUCGAUGAGCACGGCAAGGCAGCGCUCCAUCUGGCCGGAGAGAACGGCCAUGAUCAGGUUGCCGAUGUUCUGUUGUGGCACAAAGCCUUCGUCAACGCCAAGUCCAAGCAGGGCUUCACGCCACUCCAUCUGGCGGCACAGAACGGCUACAACAAGUUGGUGAAACUCCUCAUUGAGACACACAACGCCACCAUUGACGCUCUCUCUCUGGCCAAGAAGACGCCUCUUCACAUGGCGGCUCAGAGCGGUCAGAUGGAGGUGUGCAGCACCCUCCUCAAGAUAAAGGCGGACCCCAACGCUACAGACGAGCGAGGACAAACACCGCUCCAUCUGGCGGCUGAAAGUGACCACUCGGACGUUGUGAAACUCUUCCUCAAGUACCGCCCAGAACUGGUUACUAUGGCCAACACUGAUGAAAACGGCAUGACGUGUGCCCACAUUGCUGCGGCCAAGGGUAGCGUUGCCGUAGUGAAGGAGCUGAUGCGCUUCAAUAAACACAUCGUGACCACGGCCAGGAACAGGACCAACGACUCCCAGGCUCUACAUCUGGCGGCUGCGGGGGGUCACAAGGCGGUGGUGCAGGCCCUGCUGGAGGCGGGCGCAUCCCCCACAGACGAGAACGGGGAUGGGAUGACGGCCAUACACCUGGCGGCCAAACAUGGCCAUGUCCCCGUACUUGAUGUUCUCAAGGGCAGGGUGUCGUUCAAGACCACAAGCAAGAAAACUGGUCUGAUGGCGCUUCACGUUGCUGCCCACUUUGGCCAGAUCGACUUUGUCCGAGAGAUGCUCACCAAGGUGCCAGCAACGGUCAAGAGUGAACCCCCGAAUGGCGAAGGUGGAAUCAAAGACUCAGAGCUGGCCAUGAAAUGGUUGAACUUUUUGUCAACCAGUUGUGAGUACGGCUUGACCCCUCUCCAUCUGGCGUCCCAGUCCGGACACGAGGGGGUGGUGCGACUGCUCCUCAAUUGCCCGGGGGUGCAGGUGGACACGCCCACGAACAUACAGGGCUCCAUCCCACUGCAUAUGGCGGCCCAGAGUGGUCACUCCUCCGUGGUCAGCCUCCUGCUCAGCAAGUCCACCACCCAACUCCACAUCAAGGACAAGAGAGGGCGCACCGCGCUCCACCUGGCGGCGGCUAACGGACACUAUGAGAUGGUCGCCCUCCUCUUGGGACAGGGGGCGGAUAUCAAUGCCUGUGAUAAGAACGCCUGGACAGCCCUGCACUUCUCCGCCAAGUCCGGUUACAACAACGUGGUUAUGCUGCUCAUGGAGUCGGGGGGGUCCCCAAUGAACGAGACAAAGGACGGGAAGGUCCCCGUCUGCUACGCCGCUGCCGCCAACCACAGCGACGUCCUCAGCUACUUGAUGAAACAAGACCACAAUACGAGGGCCCUCAUGGACGACAAGAAGUUUGUGUUCGACUUGAUGGUGUGUGGCAAGCUGAUCAACAACGUGUGUAUACAAGAGUUCAUCCUGCUCUCGCCCGCGCCCGUUGACACUGCUGCAAAAAUGUCAAAAAACUUCCGCCUACUGGCAAUCAAGGAAAAAGAAAGAUCCCGUGAUUUGUUAGCAGCGGGUAGUUAUUGUGAAACCAUGGCAACAGACCUCCUUGCUGUUGCCGCCAGUUCCAACAGUGCCGAGCAUCUGCUGAAAUCAGUUGACUCUCACGGCGUCCCCUUCCUGGAUGUGCUCAUUGAGAACGAACAGAAGGAAGUGGUGUCCCAUCCGUCGGUUCAGAAAUAUCUCUCAGACGUGUGGAUGGGCAACUUACAAUGGGCGACCUGGAAAAUCAUCAUGCUGUUCUUCACGUUUCUCUUCAUCCCGUUAAUCUGGUUCAUCUUCUGCAUGCCGCUGAAGCACCGCUUCAACAAGGUACCCAUCAUCAAGUUCAUGGCGUACCUCGUGUCUCACUUCUACUUGAUGAUUCUAUUCUGCCUGACAACAGUUGCCCCCCUUGUUCCCAUCUACAAAUCAGGCUCUCUCAUCCCACACUGGUACGAGUGGUUAUUGCUGGCCUGGCUGAGCGGGCUUCUGGUGUCCGAACUGACCAACCCAGGAGACCGUGCAGGGCUCGGUUGGAUCCGGGUCUUUGUCAUAGCAAUAUGUGCAAUAGGAAUUUUUUGUCAUCUCAUCGCGAUUGCCUUUUCAACCGAAGACCGGUUUGUUUGUAUAUAUUUGCGGAACAACUUUUUCGCAUGGGCAUUGUUAUUGUCGUUUGUACAACUGUUAGACUUUUUAUCCUUUCACCAUCUGUUUGGGCCUUGGGCAAUCAUCAUUCGAGAUCUGAUGAAGGAUCUGACUCGCUUCCUCGUCAUCCUCCUCAUCUUCAUGAUCGGAUUCACGCUCCAUCUAGCAGCCUUGUAUCAGCCGGUGUACGCGCCGCCGGAACUCGACCCAUCCUUAGGAGACGGCGACGGGAGCGCCGGGGCGGUGGUACAGACUCCUCUCGACACCUUCGAGUACCUGUUCUUCGCCCUAUUCGGUUUGGUGGAGCCGGACAGUUUGCCUCCAAUUCAUAGAAGUCCGUUCUGGGUGACGACGUUGGUGAAGAUUGUGUUCGGGACGUACAUGAUGGUGACGUUGAUCGUGCUCAUCAAUCUUCUCAUUGCUAUGAUGUCGGAUACGUAUCAGCGGAUUCAGCAGCAGUCGGACACGGAGUGGAAGUUCGGACGGGCGAAGCUGAUUAGGAACAUGAACAAGACGUCGGCCACGCCAGCGCCCUGGAACCUCCUGACCAAGCUGGUCACAUACAUCAAGGUGGCAGCGAAGCAUGGAAGUAAGAUGUGCAGCUCCCGGGCGUCCGAGUUCAUCAACGAGGAAGAAGACAUGGACGCCAACGCUGACGCCCGCUCCGUUGACCUCAUGGCCCAGUCCUCCGCCAACUGGCUCCGGAACAUCGCCCGCCGGAACACGCAGGUUGCCCCCGAAGGUGGGUUUCUGCGUGCUGGAGGCGGCAGCCAUGGCCCGCAAGGGAUUGAGGACGUGGUCAACUGGGAGAUGGUUGUACAGAAAUACCUCUCGAUGCAGGGCCUCGCCAACAACCUCGACAUGGGCAAGGGAGAUGACAAAGGGGACGACUAUAGCCCUGGUCGGAAUAAAACCACCUCUAACAAUGAGAAGAAGGAAAAGAACGGCAUAUCAAAAUAAUUGCAAAGCAUGGCGGGGAUGUUUUUGACAUUCUUUUUGUGGCGAAAAGACGUUUUAUCGCAAUUAUGAGUGAAUUACGCACCAGAUUUUUACAUAUUAUGCAACAAAUACGACUACACAUAGUUUUAGAUGUAUUUGUACAUAUGCAAUUUAAUCAAAUUGCAACUUAUCGUAAUGAUCUAGUUAUAUUUUUCAAACGUAAUGCUUUUUAAGAACUAUAUGCAACCAUGCAAUUUGACAAUAAUUUGUUUCUGUUAGGGCCCGUAUAGACUGAUUCUGUUUGACAUAUGGUCUCAAGUGUAUGGUGGUUCUGUUUGACAUAUGGUCUCAAGUGUAUAGUGGUUCUGUUUUACAUAUGUUCUCAAGUGGAUGGAACCAAGUUCAAACCGCAUACAGCCUCGUUUAUCCGGACGAAUCGGUUUUUAGGUGUCUAGACUGGAUAAACGGUCCUGACUAACGGUAGAUGUAAACUGUGGUCACGUCUGUACGAAGAGGUUAUAUUCUUGGUUUAUUAUUUCAGAAAUUGAGACGUUUGUGAAAUAUCAUGUUACUUUCUCCGUCUUGAUGCUAUGCGAUGAUAAUUUCAGCAUACCAAUCUAGAAUUUACCUUCAUGAUGGUCUCAGUGUGGGUUUACCGAAACUCGAGCCCUGGCGAUAUAGAUCCUGGUUCGAUUCCCCACAUGAGUAGAAUGUAUGAAGACAAUUUCGGGUGUACCCGCCGUGCCAGUCCGUGACCAGCUCGUGUUAUUCCGCAGGUUACGGAAAGGGGCGAGUGGUGACGAAUGCGCCGUGCUAAUACUGGAAAAUUGAUAUAUAGGGCAUAAUACUACACUCACUCACUCACUCACUCACUCACUCUUGCCUUUCACUACUGUCUAAGUAUUGAACAUUUCAAAACACGACAGCUUGUCACGCUGAUAGGUCGGAUUCUAUUCCCCCAUAGUUAGAAUGGAUGAACCCGGUGUCCCCCACCGUGAUAAUGCUGGUUAAAACGUCGUAAAACCAUAUUCACUCACUCACUAGUUUCACUGGCUACUAUUUCAGCAAUGGAUAUUUUUAAUAUUUAAUCUGGUGUUGUUGAGAUCGAUGGUGCAGAUAAAUAUUCCCUGAACCCACGAAGAUGUCAAUACAAGUGUUCAUCUCCCCAUUCACUAUAUUUAACUAUUGUACAUAUUUAGGGAAGAUCCGGGGUAGAAUAGGUCUUCAGCAACCCAUCCAAUUGCGUGGAUCGAUGCUCAUGAUGACACUCACUGGAUUGUCUGGUCCAGACUCGAUUAUUUACAGAUCACCGUCAUAUAGCUGGAAUAUUGCUGAGUGCGGCGUUAAACAACAAACCAACCAACCAACAUAUGUAGCAUACGGUGUAGCAUACAAUUCCCUACAGCCUGCACGAACACCUGUCCAUCGUGUCUCGUUAUGUUAUGCUGCAAUGUUAACUUUGUCUUUGAUAAUGAAAAUUUUAUGCAUUCAUUGAUACAUGAUUGAUUCAGUGUAUAUAGUGUCUGUAAAUAACCAAUGACUGUGAUAUUAUUGUAUAGAUAUGUAUAGAUAUAUGAUAAUGAUAUAUGUCUAUUUAGAUCCUACAUUUAGAGUUCGGAACUCGCAUCCAGGAAGUUUGUCCAUUACCGAACAGAAUCAUUCCGGAGAAAACCGUUACAACUGACCAAACGAAUAUUGAGAUGAUGACGACACUAUAUAUUGUCCAUAUUUCGUUCCGGAUUGAAAACUGAUUCCGAAAACACAACCCUUUACUUUAUCAAAGAGAUUGUUCAUUGACAAUGAAUGCAUUCGUGUCCGAACCAAGACAAUUAAUCAGUUUUUCAUGAUUUAUGUAAUCUACAAUGUUGAUGUGUUUCACAUUAUAAGACUAUGACAAUCCUUCAUAAUACUCUUGUAGAAAUGCUGUGUUUGCAGAAAGUCGACGUCCUCGUUUACUGAAGAGAGUUAUCCCAAGCUGAAAUUUGGUCUACUGUCUAAUCUCUUUUGAAGUACGGUUAAUCCGAAAAUGUGGGUUACCAGGCAUUCGAUUUACGUUAACGAGGCAUUGCUUCAUCUUACCUCUUGUUGAUAUACCAUCAUUCUAGAUCCGGCGUAGAAUAGGUCUUCAGCAACCCAUGCUUGUCAUAAAAGGCGACUAAGCUUGUCGCAAAAGGCGACUAACGCGAUCGGUUGGUCAGGCUCGCUGACUUGGUUGAUG
Molecule: messenger RNA, 8429 nt
Organism: Haliotis rufescens (red abalone)
Lineage: Eukaryota; Metazoa; Mollusca; Gastropoda; Lepetellida; Haliotidae
Product: serine/threonine-protein phosphatase 6 regulatory ankyrin repeat subunit B-like
Exons: 31
Coding region: 1115-6232 (1705 amino acids)
Biological process (GO): GPI anchor biosynthetic process; calcium ion transmembrane transport
Cellular component (GO): membrane; glycosylphosphatidylinositol-N-acetylglucosaminyltransferase (GPI-GnT) complex
Molecular function (GO): protein binding; calcium channel activity
Source: RefSeq, a predicted model, not a curated record